Knipowitschia caucasica is the source of this 663-nucleotide messenger RNA. NCBI's taxonomy places the organism in Eukaryota, Metazoa, Chordata, Actinopteri, Gobiiformes, Gobiidae. The record is from the annotation of a GenBank genome assembly.
AUGUCCACAGGAGAGAGGACCCCGUCCACCACCUCUGUGGAGUCAGGCGCAGCCUCGGACAGUAAUGCAGAGACCCCCAUAGACUCACCCGCCGGCUCUGUGUCUGAGACUCCGAAGAAGAAGAAGAAGAAGAAGUCUAAGAAGAACACGGAAAGCAUGAACAAAGUCUACAUGUCGGUGCUCAAUAGCGUCUUUGGAGCCGAGCGGGAGCUGGCUCAGGCGGAGCUCGACGAGCUGCAGGAGGCCUUCAAAGAGUUCGACUAUGACCAGGAUGGAUACCUGAACUACAAGGACGUGGCCGAGUGCAUGAGGACCAUGGGCUACAUGCCCACAGAGAUGGAGCUGCUGGAGAUAGUGCAGCAGAUCAAGAUGAGGAUGGGGGGUCUGAUGGACUUUGAGGACUUCGUGGAGCUGAUGGGGCCUCGGAUGAUGGGGGAGACGGCCGACAUGCUGGGCCUCAAGGAGCUGCAGUCUGCGUUUGUGCAGAUGGACCUGGAUGGAGACGGGAACAUCACACAGGACGAGAUGAAGGAGGCGGUGAAGAACCUGCUGGGGGAGAAGCUGAAGAAGGGGGAGCUAGAGGAGGUCCUCAAGGAGCUGGACGUCAACGCAGACGGAGCCAUCGACUUUGAAGAGUUCGUCAUGAUGCUGUCCAUUCGCUGA